Rangifer tarandus platyrhynchus (Svalbard reindeer) is the source of this 264-nucleotide messenger RNA. The record is from the annotation of a GenBank genome assembly. NCBI's taxonomy places the organism in Eukaryota, Metazoa, Chordata, Mammalia, Artiodactyla, Cervidae.
AUGGAGAAGCUGAGGGCACGGAGCCCUCAGAUGCCUCGCGCGAGGUCCCUGAGGGUUCGAACCCAGGUCUGUCAGAAUCCGGAGCCCAAGUGUCCCCCGUCAUACUGGAAGUUGCUCAGCUCUGAAGAAAGCCGUGGCGUCCUCAGCUGUGGAAACUUUGCCAAACUCUCAAAGGAGUGGGGCCUGAUAGUGGAGGAUGGGAAGAUGACGGAAAGAGGAAACCAUGCCCUCUUACUGAAGGAAAAGAUAGUGCCUGCCUUCUGA